GAAAGACGGAGGAGAGAGGAAGGUGCGAAUGUAGAGGUGAAACACGAGUUUUGUGGAGAGAGAACGAGGAGUGAGAAAGACGGAGGAGAGAGACAGGUGAGAAAUAUAGAUGUGAAAUAUGAGUUGUGCAGAGAGAGAAAGAGGAGAGAGAAAAUCGAGGAGAGAGAAACAUAAGAAGUAUCGAAAACCUGCUCUGCUCCAAGCUGAUAUAGCCCUGCUUUCGACGUUCAAGCCAAUGCUUCCGACUCCUUUAACAUAUCGCCAUUACCCCAAACCCUACCCCCCGAUCCUCCAUUAAAGCUUCUUGGCUUUCUUACUUUUUAAUUCUUUCAUCUGCCAUUUUGCAGAUCAUUUUUCUUCUUUAUUUUACGUCUCUUGAGCCGCACAGUGAACCUGAAUCACCUGAUCGACCAUUACAGAGCGAGGGUUUUUCUUCCAUAGGGUUUUCUUAGAGAAGACUAUCCUCGAUCCGAAGGUUUCGUUUCAUUUACGGCUAUAUCCGCCAUGAAUUCUCUGCAACAUUCUCUCCUUUCACUUUCCGGGCGUUCUCCCUCUGAUCUACUACGAAGCAGCUCUAACAGCUUUAAUGGCGUCCCCUUGAUAACCCUUGCUAAGGCUCGGUUCGUAACCAGGAGGUCAGCUACUGUCUCUGCAAAGAUUGGAAAGGGGAAGAAGAACGACUCUCCAUGGCCUGAUGAGAUCGAUCCCAAUGCAAAGGGUGGCUAUGUUGGCUACCUUUCAGAGUUCAAGAAAUUGACUGAGAAGCCUAAGCCAGUCACUCUGUCUUUUGAGAAGCCUUUAGUGGAUUUGAAAAAGAAGAUCAUGGACGUACGUAAGAUGGCUGAGGAAACUGGCUUGGACUUUAGUGACCAGAUCACCUCUUUGGAGAUUAAAUAUCACCAAGCACUUGAAGAUCUAUACACACAUCUGACUCCAAUAGAACGGUUGAAUAUUGCUCGACAUCCUAACCGGCCAACGUUUCUUGAUCAUGUCUUGAACAUAACUGAUAAGUGGGUGGAGCUCCAUGGAGAUCGUGCAGGUUAUGAUGACCCUGCCAUUGUUACUGGAAUCGGAAGCAUAGAUGGUAAAAGCUACAUGUUUAUUGGUCAUCAGAAAGGAAGAAAUACAAAGGAAAACAUUAAACGUAACUUUGGGAUGCCCACACCACAUGGAUACCGUAAAGCUUUGCGGAUGAUGCGUUAUGCCGAUCACCAUGGAUUUCCCAUUAUUACAUUUGUUGACACUCCAGGAGCAUAUGCAGAUCUUAAUUCGGAGGGACUUGGCCAAGGGGAGGCCAUAGCUUUUAAUUUGAGGGAAAUGUUUGGCCUUAAAGUUCCAAUGGUUUCAGUUGUUAUCGGGGAAGGUGGUUCUGGUGGUGCACUUGCGAUUUGCUGCGCUAAUAAACUAUUUAUGCUGCAGAAUUCCGUUUUCUAUGUUGCCAGCCCAGAAGCAUGUGCUGCAAUAUUGUGGAAAACUGCCAAAGCCUCUCCAAAGGCAGCUGAGAGGUUGAAGAUCACUGCUACAGAACUAUGCAAGCUGAAAAUUGCAGAUGGCAUCAUUCCUGAACCUCUUGGAGGUGCACAUGUCGAUCCAUCUGGGACCUCACAGCAGAUAAAAACUGCAGUGCUGAAGGCAAUGAAGGAGCUUGAAGAGAUGGACACCGAGACAUUGCUUCACCAUCGAAUGCUGAAAUUCCGAAGUAUUGGUGGAUUCCAAGAAGGCAUGCCAGUACCCCCAGAAAAGAAGUUCAACAUGAAGAAGAAAGAUGAACCCAUUCUUGAGGCCAUCAGCUCCUCUGAUGGCUUAACUUUGGAAGAUGAGAUUGAGAAGGUUAAACAGCAAGUUCUUAAAGGUCGUGACCCCUCAGAACCCCCCUCUUCACAACCACUGGACUUGAGUUUGAAUGAGAUGAUCGAGAAACUCAAGCGAGAGGUUGAUCAAGAGUAUGCUGAAGCCAUCAAAUUCCUGGGUCUUGAAGAGAGGCUCAAAACAAUAAGGAAGGAGGUCACGGAAGCGAGAAAUUCAUCUGGAGAGAAGCUUGUUAUGGAUUCAUCACUCAAGGAUAAGAUAGAAAAACUCUCAAGAGAACUCAAACAGGGUCUUGAAGAGGCACCCAAUUACCCUACCUUGAGUUACAAGCUUGACAUGUUGAAGGAGAUUAAGAAGGCGAAAAAGAUCUCAGACCAAAAUGAGAAGGUUGAGAAGCUGAAGCCUGAAAUGAAUAAGAAGCUUCAAGAAGCUCUGGAUAAACCUGAAGUGAAGGAGAAGUUUGAGCUUUUGAAGGAGGAAAUCAAAAGCACAGGGGUCUUGACCGUGGAAGAGCUCGAUGAGGAGUUGAAAAAGAAGUUUACGAAGUUGAAAGGGGAGAUACAAUUAGAGUUGGGUAAGGCUCUGGAGGCCAUGGGAUUGGAUGUUCAGGCUGUAAUUCCAAAAGAGGAAACUUUGAGAGCUGAGAUGAUCGAAGGACUCAAGCGAGAGGUUGAUCAAGAGUUUGAUGAAGCCAUCAAAUUCAUGGGUCUCGAAGAGAGGCUCGAAACAAUAGGGAAGGUGGUUAUGGAAGCACGAAAUUCAUCUGGAGAGAAUCUUGUUAUGGAUCCAUUGCUCAAGGAUGAGAUAGAAAAACUUUCAAGAGAAUUCAAACAGGGUCUUGAAGGGGCACCCAACUACCCAAGCUUGAGUAACAAGCUUGACAUGUUGAUGAAGGAGAUUAAGAAGGCAAAAAAGCUCUCAGACCAAAAUGAGAAGGUUGAGAAGCUGAAGCCUGAAAUAUAUAAGAAGCUUCAAGAAGCUCUGGAUAAACCUGAAGUGAAGGAGAAGAUUGAUCUUUUGAAGGAGGAAGUCAAAAGCAGAGGGGUCUCGACAGCAGAAGAGCUCGAUGAGGAGUUGAAAGAGAAGGUUAGGAAGUUGAAAGGGGAGAUACAAUUAGAGUUGGGUAAGGCUCUGGAGAUGAAUGAUCAGAUUCAGAAGGGAAUUGAAGAAGUUGUUAGCACUUCAGACUUGAAGAACAAGCUUAAGAUGCUCGAAAUGGAGGCGGCUACAUUGGGAGAAGAGGCAAAUUCUGAUUUGGAAACCAGGAUUGAAGAGGUUAAGAGGCAGAUCAAGGAGAGAUUAAUGGAGACUUUGGAUAUGACCCAGUUUGGAUUGAAGCAAGAAGAUGGCCAGGACGGUGAAGGGUUGUCAAGAGUGGAGGUCAACGUGGGUGCCAUGCAUGAUCACAACUUGGCUUAAUUGCAAAUGAUCAAUGUGGUUCUAGGGGAUGCUUAAGCUGCAUUGGUUACCCUGAAGAUCCUCAAACGACUAUUGCCACCCUUCUGGAAUCAACCAUCACUUUCGUUGCAACAAUGGCAUGAUCUGGUAGGGAAUUACUAUUGAGUAAUUUUCACAGAGGAUCUGUUCAUUUGCCUCCCUGUUUCAUAAGGGUCCUUGAAUAUAGAGUUGAAUGACCUGUUUUGCAACUCAUUGGCAGUUUGUCUUUGUACAAAUUAUAAAGUUUCCUUCUAUUCUGAUUUCUGAAUCUUGAGCAGCUUCAUAAUGGUUAGAAAUCAUAAAUAAGAGCAACUCUUAUUCGGUAUUCUUGGAACAGAAAAGAAUCUAUGAUGCAGUUCAUUUUGGG
This is a messenger RNA of Amborella trichopoda, 3613 nucleotides long. It is a transcript of the gene CAC3, whose product is annotated as acetyl Co-enzyme a carboxylase carboxyltransferase alpha subunit. Gene Ontology annotation, biological process: fatty acid biosynthetic process. Lineage: Eukaryota; Viridiplantae; Streptophyta; Magnoliopsida; Amborellales; Amborellaceae. Gene Ontology annotation, cellular component: acetyl-CoA carboxylase complex. Gene Ontology annotation, molecular function: carboxyl- or carbamoyltransferase activity; acetyl-CoA carboxylase activity. The record is from RefSeq and is a predicted model, not a curated record.